AUGUCGCAGUUGGAAUUGGAGUUGAAAGCUGACAACUCCCAGACAGCCAGUGUACUUAGCUGGAGAGAUGAAAUUGAGUCAGGAUCUGUACUCUUCUCCCUACCCCUCUCUUCAUUCUUCUCUGGACAGGGCAACUCUAGGGAGUACAUAGAGGCUAGUGGCUAUGUACUGAAAACUGUUUGGUUUGGGGUAUUAACUUGGUUCAGUUUCUGGUUCUUGAAGCCUUAUUUGUUGCAGCUGUACCUCCAAGGUGGACUCCAGGACAAAGAGGCUCCCAGCUCCCCAGCACCGUCUAUCACUCUUAGCCAGAGUUCCUACCUUCCUCACAGGACAGAGCAGUUUACCAAGCUACAGCUGGCUGAGGUGGAGAAAGUGUUUGAGGAGAACGUUGGCUCAAAUGGAGCCCUGGACAUGAAAGCUUUCAUUAGGUCCAUGAAGAAGGUGCUGAACAAUGUGUCAGAUGAGAUGCUGGAGACACUGUUCUUGAAGGUGGACUCAGACUGUAAUGGCUAUGUCACCUGGCCAAAGUAUGUGGAUUACAUGAUGCGGGAGUUCCAGGGAAAGGAGGAGAUGAGGAAGAGUCAGUACCGCCUGCACUUCCAUCUUCCCAUGAGGAUUGUCCGCCUGAAUCAUGGGAGUGAGAUUGUGAAAGUGGAGUUUUUAAUCCAACAGUUCAAGAAGAUUGGGUGUUUCCUGACUGUCACCAAGGAUGGAGUCCUGCAGUUCCGGUCUGAAUCCUUCUCACUGACCAGCUCCUUUAAGCUUAAUGAGCUCCAGCAGAUCCACAAUCAGCAGAUGUGGGUCAUCGACAUGGUGUGCCUGCACAACAUGAACCUCAUUGCCGUUGCGUCCACUGAGCUGAAGAUAGAGUUCUUCGAUAUCAGUAACCAUAAUUGUGUCCGGGCCUUCACCUUUAUUGACCUGGAUAGCUGUGUCCUGGUCAUGGACUACUGGUCCGACUAUCAUAGAGGUGUGUUCUGCUAUGGGGACACCAAGGGCAAUGUCGUCAUCUUCACCUCUGACAACGUGACCAAUGGGGUGUUCAACCCCAGCCUCCUCCCCAGGACCUCCAAGUGGGGAAGAAUGAAGCCUGCUGGCUAUCCCUGGGGAAGCCCCUUCUGCCUCGAGGGCCAGGAUUUUGCAACCUCCUCAUAUGGCUGUGAGGUGGCUUCUGUUCUCCUUGGUCUUGACCUGCCUGCAGAACACUGGUCCAAUAUUUCCCUCAAGAAACUCCUAAAAGAGAAGUCCACUUUGUAUAGAAGUUACCAACUGAAGGCUCUCCAUCACAACUGGUGUCAACAGGUCAAGUUCAUUCCUGGGCUGAACCUGGUGGCCUCCUGUGCAGCUAUUGCAAAAACCUCUCUGGUGCUGACAAUAUUACCAGCUAAAGACCCCGAGAAACUUAAGUAAGGAGCAUCUUCUGUAGGGAGGGGGAAGCUAGUGUAUUUCUGGUGGGUCUGAUUUUCACUUCAGUCACAUGUGGACAUCCCUGCCUAGCUUGGAGCCACCUUCGUGUCAGUGGCAUCGCCAGUGGGCAGGGCAGUGUCCUGAGGAGCAUGGGAAGCAGUGCCUGUCCUGCAGGCUGACUGGUGUGGGGGCUAAAGAUGGGCUCCGGACUCUGGUUUUAAUCGUCAUUCCAGCAUUGCCUCCAGUGGCAAGAGGAUAAUAGGCUUCUCUUACCAAUUAAUACGCAACAGCAAAGAAGCCAGCACGUGGUAAGUGGGCAGUCAAAAAAUUUUUUCUGAAUGAAGGAAUGAAUGUGAGUUGCUUCACUUCUGUGAGCCUCAGUUUCCUUUUCUGUAAAAGGAGUGGCGAUAGCUUGCCUCAUUUGCCUCGGGGAUUCCUUGAGGAAUAAUGUUCUGUGUGGUGUGUGUUCAGCACCUUGUAGCAUUUAUUCUUCGGAGAUGGUGCCACUCUGUUUUCUUCAUUUUAUUUAUUAUUUUAUUGUUUUAUUAUUCAUAUGUGCAUACAAGGCUUGGGUAUAGGACAGCUAUAGGACAGCUAGCAUUCCAUAACUAGCAUUCUGACUUACUCCACUGUCAAGAGGCUGCCUGUCCAGAGCUGACCUAAGGCAGUCAGCCCUCAGCUUAGAGAAGUUAAUGAUUCAACAGCCAUUUGAGGGAGCUUGGGUCAGAUCUUAUGCCAACCAAUCUGUAGGGCUGCUUUGUAUCUACAUCCCAUGGCCCCCAAUACCACCAUUAAAGCUACCACAUUCCCAGGCACAUGGGGAGGCCUAGAUCUUGCCUCAUAUGUCACUCCUACUGGCCUUCAAGGCAAGCCCUAGCCACUUACCUGCUUCAAUAUCUUGCUAUAAAGGACAGCACACAGGGCUGUGUUGUGCGUUGUGAACUUCCCUGCUUUUAUAGGCCCCUCAGACUCCAAGUAUCCACUUAGGAUCCCAAUCUGCAUGGACAACAAGGGCAGACAGAGUCACAAGGGCUCUGCCCUCAGUGACUAAGUCUCCCUUCUGUGAGCGACCCAUAAAGAAAACUCCAAGUUGCAACAUCAAGACAUUCCAACUGUACCCACCAGGCUCCUCAGCUCCCCGGGGAUUGCUGCUGCUCUCAUGUUACUCUACAGUCCCCACACCAGGGUUGGGCCCCUUUCACCUUUUAUCUGCUGACGAGCCAAGCUUCACAUGGAUGUUCCCUCCAUGGGGCUGCCCCAGCAUAGAUUAAGGAUUUCCCUAUGCUUCAAGCCCCUAACAUUUGAUGCUUUCAUAAUA
Messenger RNA from Castor canadensis (American beaver), 2725 nucleotides. The record is from RefSeq and is a predicted model, not a curated record. NCBI's taxonomy places the organism in Eukaryota, Metazoa, Chordata, Mammalia, Rodentia, Castoridae.